AUGGCGCUUCAAUUACAUGAACACCCUAUUCAAAGUCCUCAACUCUUCAUUGACAUUGAAGCGUACUGGCCCCGUCUAACCGAAGAUGCCAAGGCAAAGCUUUUUCGUCAGUUACAUGGACUCGAGCCACAGCUGUUUGAAUCAAUCGCCCUGGAGGCGCCGGCUGAGACCCCGUGCCAACAGCCCAUUACCAAUGGUAGCCUAGCAACUACUAGCCACUCUUCAACACGUCAAUCGGAGUCUCGGAGGGCAAGAGUCGCAUUACCAGCUGAGAGGAGGCCAAACAGGACAACAGCACCACAUCGCGCGGGAUAUCCUCGUGACGCUGGACUACGUGCCAGCAGCGCAGCACAACCCAUUAGUGAGCGCACCAGCACAGCACCACCCACAGGCCAACGUACCAGCCCAGCACCCAUCAACCCAUCGUAUGGCACUCCCCGGUGCUUCGAGGGUAUUCCAGAGGAUGUGCUGGCUGAGCUGGGAGCGUCGUCUCCAGAAGAGUAUCUUAUGAAGGAUGAGAACGUGUUUCUUUUAGAUGUUUUUGAAGCUGUGCAAAAGAACGCAGGAGAUACAUGGAAGGUUGCGAUCCGACGAAGAUUUCAGAGCAUGGCCAUCCACAAUCUGCAUUGCGGCGAGAGGUAUCUUCUACUAUCGCAAGAGCUAUCAUUGGGCCAAAUGCUAUUGCUAAGCCCGACACAAGCGAGCUUCUAUGAACGGCGACUUCCUCUCAGAAAGGCAAAUCGAAAUCUACACAUCGAAAAGCUACGUGUGCAGGCCGCCAAUAUCAAUCCAAAUGUGUUAGCGAAAGCAGAGCAAAUCGCCUGGCAUCUGUGCAUGUGGGCCAACGCAGCGUGGUCGCAGCGGAUGACUAACUGGCCACCUCAAAUUUCAAAUAAACGCAGACGAGGAGACCAUGGUUAUGGGUAUCAGUUAUCACAACCCAUAUGUACUCCUCUACCAGGCCAGCAGAUAUCUGCAGCGUAUUACAUGCCGUCAGCUGAUCAGCUUUCAUCACGCCUUGGAGAGCAGCCUCGCCAGCUUAUACACCCGGACGAGGUUUACGUGGUAGCAGCUGAUCAGCUUUCAGCACGCCUUGGAGAGCAGCCUCGCCAGCUAAUACACCCGGACGAGGGUUACGUAGCAGCAGCCGAUCAGCUUUCAGCACGCCUUGGAGAACAGCCUCGCCAGACGAUAAUCCCGGAAGGUUUUCCCAUGGCGUCAAUGGGAAUUAACUCAUCACUCAUUAGAGAGCAGAACAGUCAGUCAAUGAAUCUGGAAGACUAUUCCAUUUCCUCUGGUGUGGACAACAACACUCUCUUGAUUUCUCAAACAGUCCCUUCACAUACGGCUAUGGCACAACUCGGCUCAACUCCUGCGCCGUCGAACUGGGAAGACUGA
Molecule: messenger RNA, 1398 nt
Organism: Beauveria bassiana ARSEF 2860
Lineage: Eukaryota; Fungi; Ascomycota; Sordariomycetes; Hypocreales; Cordycipitaceae
Exons: 3
Coding region: 1-1398 (465 amino acids)
Source: RefSeq, a predicted model, not a curated record